Messenger RNA from Vitis vinifera (wine grape), 807 nucleotides. Its product is annotated as glycine-rich protein 5. NCBI's taxonomy places the organism in Eukaryota, Viridiplantae, Streptophyta, Magnoliopsida, Vitales, Vitaceae. The coding region runs from base 65 to 427 and encodes 120 amino acids. The transcript has a single exon. The record is from RefSeq and is a predicted model, not a curated record.
UCUGAAUGCCACUUAUCAUACCAGAAAAGUUUUAUCAGUUGUAUAUUUUCUUAUAUGUACACUGAUGAAUACUAAGUGUGUAGCUGUUCUAGUGCUUCUUGGUGCAGUACUUAUUUGCACCAUUGAUGCUAGGAGGCUUGUGAGGGGGAAGGGUGAUCUUGUUGAGCAGAAGAUAUUCUUCCACAAGCUUCCUGGCUGCGGUGGCGGCAUUGGGGGCGGUGGGGGUGUGGGCUUUGGUGGGGGUGUAGGCAAAGGCGGGGGAGCUGGAUUUGGUGGUGGUGGAGGAUUUGGUGGGGGCGGUGGUGGAGGACUAGGUGGUGGUGGUGGACUAGGUGGUGGAUCUGGUUUUGGAGGUGGAGCUGGGGGUGGGCUUGGCAAAGGAGGAGGAGGAGGGUUUGGUGGAGGUGUUGGAGGUGGACUGCCUUGAAAGUUCACAAUCUUAAUUUGUCUCCAACCUAUAUAUGAUGCUAGUUUAUCAAUCAACAUUGUGCUGAAGUUAGGAGUCUCUUGCAAGUUCUUUACUAUGAUGAUGUUUGUUCAUUGUGUCCAGUACUGUUUGGUUCUGUUACGUAUGGGAAUGUUGAAAUAAAUUCUUCUCUCCUAUUAUUCUUAUAUAUGUACCUUGAGUAGCAGUAUAGGGACUGAAUAAAUGAUGAGACUAGCCAUGAGAAAAUGCAUGAGAUUAUGGUGUGUGUAUACAUAACAUGCAGUUGUGACCCAAUUAAGUAAUGGCCGAUGAUGUAUUGGACCCCUUCUGCUUAGCAGUUGGGUUGUUUGAUUAAUAAAUAUGGUGUUUCUUGUCAUGAA